This is a messenger RNA of Musa acuminata subsp. malaccensis (wild Malaysian banana), 3625 nucleotides long. RefSeq lists its product as uncharacterized. Gene Ontology annotation, molecular function: hydrolase activity. The record is from RefSeq and is a predicted model, not a curated record. NCBI's taxonomy places the organism in Eukaryota, Viridiplantae, Streptophyta, Magnoliopsida, Zingiberales, Musaceae.
UGUGUUGGAGCAUAUGCCGCUUGCAGUUCCCUCCCACCCCAAACUAUUCGCGUGAUUCCCAAACCGGACGCCCUCUCGUUCCCACCGCCUCUCCUCCUCCGUCUCCAUCUCCAUCUCCAUCUCCGUUCCCUUCUCUCUGGACUAAACUUGCUGUUUGGUGAUUAUGUGGAAGAUGUUGCAUUCUCUUUAUUUGUUGGCAAAUGUAUGAAGUGUUUGGAGAAAUUUGAAGUGCAAAAUGAUUAUCUGAUGGGAAAUAAUAAGCAAUCUAUGAGCCCAUUGCUGGAUACACUUAAAAUGGAGAGAGUUAGUACAAUCUUGAAUCCAGCAUAUCCUUAUCCACAUGAACAUUCAAGGCAUACUAUUAUGGCAGUAGUUGUGGGAUGUCUAUUCUUCAUCUCGUCCGAUAACAUGCAUACCCUCAUACAGAAACUGGAUAGUAAUGUUAAGUGGUGGUCUAUGUACCUCUGUUUGAUUGGGUUCUUCUAUUUCUUUUCAUCCCCAUUUAUUGGGAAGACAAUUAAACCAAGUUACUCCAACUUUAGCCGUUGGUAUGUUGUUUGGACAUUUGUUGCAGCUCUUUACCAUCUUCCUAGUUUUCAGUCUAUGGGGGUGGAUUUGAGAAUGAAUCUCUCUUUAUUUCUCACAAUAUAUGUUUCAUCAGUUGUAUUCCUUACUGCCUUCCAUAUUAUUUUUCUUGGCCUUUGGUAUGUUGGGAUUGUUGCUCGUGUAGCAGGAAAGAGACCUGAAUUUUUCACCAUUAUCCAAAACUGUGCCGUUAUAAGUAUCGCGUGCUGUGUUUUUUAUAGCCAUUGUGGUAAUCGUGCUAUUCAAAGAGACAAAUAUUUGGACCAAAGAAAUUCUUUGUAUUCCAUGUUAUUUAUGAAAAGUGAAGAUGGGAACAGCUGGCUUUCAAACUUUCUCCAUAUAUAUGAGUUAAAAGAUCAAAUAUGCUCAUCUUGGUUUGCUCCAGUUGGAUCUGCCAGUGAUUACCCUCUUCUAUCGAAGUGGGUAAUUUAUGGGGAGUUAGUUUGCAGUGGAUCAUGUGCUGGUCCCUCAGAUGAAAUUUCCCCUUUAUAUUCUUUAUGGGCAACAUUCAUUGGCCUCUACAUAGCUAACUAUGUUGUGGAGCGAUCAACUGGAUGGGCUUUAACUCAUCCUCUGUCACUUUCGGAGUAUGAAAGGUUGAAAAAACAGAUGAAACCUGAUUUCUUGGAUAUGGUUCCUUGGUAUUCAGGGACAUCAGCAGAUUUAUUCAAGACAAUGUUUGAUCUAUUGGUAUCUGUAACCCUUUUUGUUGGUCGAUUUGAUAUGCGCAUGAUGCAGGCUGCAAUGAACAAAGUUCCCGAUGAGGCUAAAGAUGGUGAUCUGCUGUACGACCACCUUAAUGAAAGAGAUGAGCUAUGGUUUGAUUUUGUUGCAGACACAGGGGAUGGUGGAAAUUCGUCAUAUGCAGUGGCUCGAUUAUUAGCCCAACCUUCGAUUCAGCUUAAGACUGAUAGUCCCAUGUAUGCUCUUCCACGUGGAGACUUGCUUCUUAUCGGAGGAGAUUUAGCGUACCCUAACCCUUCCAUGUUUACAUAUGAGAAACGUUUUUUCUGUCCAUUCGAGAGUGCUCUGCAGCCUCCACCCUGGUAUAAGGCUGAUCAUAUAGCACUAAUUAAGCCAGAGAUUCCUUUUGGAAUAACAGACUUGCAUCAGUAUGAUGGACCUCAGUGCUUCAUAAUUCCUGGAAAUCAUGACUGGUUUGAUGGUCUGCAUACUUUCAUGAGAUACAUAUGUCACAAGAGCUGGUUGGGUGGGUGGCUUUUGCCUCAGAAGAAAAGUUAUUUUGCCUUGCAACUUCCAAAGGGAUGGUGGAUAUUUGGUCUUGAUCUGGCUCUCCAUUGUGACAUUGAUGUGUACCAAUUCAAGUUUUUUGCAGAGCUGUGUAAAGACAAGAUUGGUGAGAAUGACUCUGUUAUUGUCAUGACACAUGAACCAAAUUGGCUCCUUGAUUGGUACUGGAAUGAGACUACUGGGAAUAAUGCUUCUCAUUUAAUAUGCGACUACCUGAAGGGAAGAUGUAAACUUCGAAUAGCAGGAGACUUGCAUCAUUACAUGCGCCAUUCUGUCGUGCCAUCAGAGAAGCCUGUUCAUGUGCAACACCUUCUUGUAAAUGGUUGUGGUGGGGCCUUUUUGCAUCCUACACAUGUUUUUAAAAAUUUCAGCAAAUUUCAUGGUGCAGCGUAUGACAGCAAGGCUACAUACCCAUCUUUCGAUGAUUCCAGUAAGAUAGCACUGGGUAACAUUUUAAAAUUCCGCAAGAAGAAUUGGCAAUUUGAUAUAAUUGGUGGUGUUAUCUAUUUCGUAUUGGUCUUCUCCAUGUUCCCACAGUGUAAUGUCAUCCGGAUCUUGCAGGAAGAUUCUUGGCUGGGUCGCCUGAAAAGCUUCUUGACUACACUGUGCAAUGCUUUUGUUUACAUGUUGCAAUAUUCAUAUGUCUCUUCAGCAGGAACUUUGGUAUUGAUAAUGUCAUCAUAUUCAUUUGUUCCUUCAAAAUUGUCACGAAAGAGACGUGCUCUAAUUGGGGUUCUUCAUGUUCUUGCACAUAUGGUUGCUUCAUUUAUCCUAAUGUUGCUGUUAGAGUUGGGAAUCGAGAUAUGUAUUCGUAAUAAUCUUCUAGCGACUUCAGGUUAUCACACACUUUAUGAAUGGUAUCGGGCUAUGGAAAUUGAGCACUUUCCAGAUCCCACUGGACUUCGUGCUCGCAUGGAGAAAUGGACAUUUGGUUUGUAUCCUGCAUGCAUAAAGUACCUUAUGUCUGCCUUUGAUAUUCCGGAGGUUAUGGCUGUCACUAGAGGUAACAUAUGCAAUAGUGGUAUGGAAUCCUUGUCCCGUGGCAGUGCCAUCAUCUACUAUGCUUCUGUGUUCCUUUAUUUCUGGGUAUUUUCAACUCCCGUCGUAUCUCUUAUAUUUGGGAGCUAUUUGUACAUCUGUAUCAAUUGGUUCCACAUACACUUUGAUGAAGCCUUUUCUUCACUUCGGAUAGCAAAUUACAAGGCAUUCACCCGCUUUCACAUUACUGUUGAUGGCGAUCUUGAGGUCUUCACCCUUGCAGUUGACAAGGUUCCGAAAAGUUGGAAGCUGGAUCCUGAAUGGGAUGCAGAAGUGAGACUGCCGCAGCAACUCAGCCAUCACAGGCGGUUUCCUAGCAAAUGGAAAGCUGCCUCAGGCCCAGAACCCAUCAACUCAGUGAGGGUGGUCGAUCAUUUUGUCAUCGAAAGAACCAAGCCAAAUCAAUCUCCUCGGCGGCCUACGUAACUUGUUGAUCUUCUCAAUUAGUUGUUCGCUGAUACCCCUGCAUAUUGGCAACUGUAUAGUAAAUUUCCAGAUAGGUUGGAGCUCACAUGAUUCAGGGUUUUACACCACUUGUUCCAUUCUUUUCUAUUCUUGUUGUGUGAGCGUGAUUGCUCCAUGGGCAGACUGAAUUCCUCCCUGUCAAAUUGAUUUCUGUUUUUUGGAAGUGCAAACAUUAAGCCAGCUGACCUAGUAAGUAGGCAUUAGGAUACAAGAAGUCUUUAUAGAUAAUUCUUGUUACUGAUUAUUGAACUCGGAAAUGUUUUAGAUGCAAAUUCGAUUUCCUCGC